Molecule: messenger RNA, 1020 nt
Organism: Thelazia callipaeda (thelaziosis nematode)
Lineage: Eukaryota; Metazoa; Nematoda; Chromadorea; Rhabditida; Thelaziidae
Source: the annotation of a GenBank genome assembly
AGAAUUGGUACAAAUAUGUGUUCAUCGCAAACAAUGAAGUAUGACAAACUGUCAAGUCCAGCACAACAAGUGCUAAAAAUGGAAAGAAAACGAAAAGUAUGGAAGUUUUUAGAAAAGCACAUAACGAAACUCUUAUCAGCUCCAGAAAAUAACAUGAAUUCCAAGUUAACAUUAUCGGAGUUACGUGAGGUAUGCUUACGCUGCCGUGAGCAAUUCAAGUUAGAAAACUCAUUGCUCGAAAUUAAACCACCAAUAUAUAUUGUCGGUGAUAUUCAUGGACAAUUUAAGGAUUUGGUGAAAAUUAUUUCGAAGAUAGGCGUGCCACCACAUAAACGUUACUUAUUUCUAGGCGAUUAUGUGGAUAGAGGCCAUUGGAGUCUUGAAACAAUUUCACUACUGAUGGCCUAUAAGAUCCGAUAUCCACAAGAAGUGUACAUGUUACGUGGUAAUCAUGAAACACGCGCUGUGAAUCGCAUAUAUGGAUUUUUUGAUGAAUGCAUUAGACGAUUUCCUAAAGAAAAUGAAGGAACACAACUUUGGACAUUAUAUCAGCAUACAUUUAACUGCAUGCCAUUUGCUGCUGUAGUUGGAAGAAAAAUCUUUGCAACACAUGGAGGGAUUUCAGAAGAUCUUGUUAAUUGGAAUCAGUUUAAAAGGAUUUGUACCCCAACUGAUGUCACUGAUGUUGGAUUUCUUACGGAUCUUAUCUGGGCUGAUCCAGGUGAUUUUGUUGGAGAUUAUACUCAAAGCCCACGAGGUGUUUCCCAGCUUUUUGGAAAACGAGCAACAGAAAAAUUCCUUCAAAGAUUAGAUGUCGAAAUUAUAAUUAGAGGUCAUCAGGUGCCCCUAGAAGGAUACGAAUUUACACAUGAUAAAAAAUGCCUCACGUUAUUCUCUGCUCCAUGUUACUGCGAUGGAAUAGAAAAUAAGGCAGCAAUACUACAUGUUGACGAAUUUUUGUAUUGCACUCUACAUCAAUUUCGGUUUCUAAAAUUAAUUAUAAAUUCUAAAUUAGUUUAA